GUUAGCCUUGUUGAAAUUGGAAGCAACUUUGUUUUGGUUUCGGUUUUUUUCCUGUUUCUUGCUUUUUUUUGGUGCAAAAUCAGUUGUAAGCCCCUCAAAAUGAUGUUUGUUUGGGAUUGGGAUUGUAACUAUCCUUCCAGUGACGAUGAUUUUGAAGAAAAUUUGCUUCAGAUGCUCAGCGAUUCUGAUUACUCUGUUUCCAGUGAUGACGAAUUUGAAGAAACGCCAGUUCAGAUGUCCAGUGGGUCGGGUUAUAUUCCUUCCAGUCAUAAUCAGUCUGAAGCAACAUUAGUUCAGAGGACAGAGAGAGAGAAGGAAGACGAUGAUUUCAGUCAGUCUAAAGGAACAUUAGCUCAGAAUAGUAAGAGACAGAAGGAAGAAGAUUUUCUCGUUCAGUCUGAAGCAACGUCAGUUCAGAGGAGUAAAAGACAGAAGAAAGAUGAUUAUUUCGAUCUCGUGGUGCCGCAGUAUAGUGAUGCCGUGUUUUUGGAACAUUUCCGUGUGCGACGCCACAUUGCAGAGUACAUUGCAGAAAAGUACAGAAAUUCUGCCUAUUACAACCAUCAAGCGGGUGGGAAUGGAAAACUGAUCCCCUUACAACAAAUCCUAAUUUUUUUAUGGUUUGCUGGACAUGAAACAGACACAUUCAGAAAUGUGUCAGAGAGAUUCAGCAUCUCUGCUAGUACUCUGUGCAACAUUGUGAAAAGGGUGUCACACUUCAUUAGCAAUGAAUACGUUGGUGUAAUAAAGUGGCCGUCCGCUGCAGAAAAAGCAGGCAUAGAAUCGUACUUCCGGACUAACGGUUUGCCAGGUGUGAUUGGCGCCAUCGGCGGCACUCAUAUUAAGAUUGAUAAACCUCAAAGCGAUCCCUAUUCAUAUUUGAACACGAAACGUUUUUAUUCUAUUCAAUUGCAGAUCGUUUCCGACCACGAGCUACGUAUAAGGGACAUUUUCGUGGGUUAUCCGGGGUCAGUCGAUGACGAGACAGUGUUCAGAAAAUCACCAUUGUUUAAAAAGCUCGGAGAAAUUUGCAGCGAGUUAUGUAUUGUGGGAGACGUCGCAUACCCAUGCCUUAAGCAUUUGCUGACUCCGUACAGAAACACCGGGCAUUUAACCAGACAGCAAAAUGAUUUCAAUCUUGUACUUUCGAGAAGUACGAGUGUUGUUGAACAUUGUUUCCGUGUAUUAAAGGAGCGUUUUAAGCAGUUGUUUUAUAUUAAGUUAAGGAACAUUGAAGACAUAGUUCAUUUUAUUCGAGCUUGCUGCAUACUGCACAAUAUCGCCUUGAAAGACACCUUUGUAUUUGAAGGAAACGAAGGUGAACACGAUAAAGACGCUACAGGAGAAGAAGAAUCGGCUGACCUCGAUAUCCGACACGACGAAUUAGGGGCGGAAAAGAGGGACACGAUUGCUGCACAGUUGCUAAUAUCGUACGAAGAAGAAUCGGAUGACCUCGACAUCGGAGAUGAUAAACUGGGGCUGGAAAACAGGGACAGGAUUGCCACGCAGUUGCUAAUUCGAGCUGAAGGAGAGGCAGUUGUCCCUGAUGAUGGAGGGCUGGAAGAGAGAGAUACGAUUGCUGCACAAUUGCUAUUGUAAAAGCAGUCCCAGAUACCCCAUCACCACCCACACAUUAGAAAAUGCCCAGAAAGAUUAUACUCCGAUAACGGUAUCUCUCUCCAGAAUGCAUUUAGUUACAUCAGCUGCCCUGUAUAAGUUUGAUAAAAUGGAACUGAACUGUGAUAUGUAAAACUACAAGUUUGCAGGACAUUUUUCGUGUUGCCACUAGGUCUGUGGUUUAAAAAAAUAUUCACAAAGACGAGUGUUUAGCUCCUUGGUGUCAAGCUCUGCAAAGUUGUGACAUCAUAUUAUUUAGACACUGAAUAUUGUCAGUGCCAAACUUAAAAGUAUUACUGAAGAAGCGAGGAAGUAGUAUCCUGUGUACCUGUUUGUGACCAGAAAAGUGUCUGUGUCUAAAACUAAGUACCUGCAUAUCUAGUCUUUCAUCUGUUAGGACUGAAACAAAAAUUUUGUUUUUUGCUUUCAGUUAGAGGAACUAAUUACAACUUUAAUUUGCUGCUCUUAAUUUCUGAGCAGUCAUGUCAGUGUUAAAAAUGUAUUGCAGUUACGAAGGAGAAGUGUUUUAAACUUUUCGUUUGUAGUAGAAACUGUUCAAGACUGAUACUGUAGCUUUUUAUGAACUUCAUAGUGUUCAUAUUGAAAGAAGGAUGUACCUUAUUACAGUUCUUUUUUUCUGUAAACACCUGCAUUUAUGAGCAGU
Molecule: messenger RNA, 2281 nt
Organism: Schistocerca americana (American grasshopper)
Lineage: Eukaryota; Metazoa; Arthropoda; Insecta; Orthoptera; Acrididae
Product: putative nuclease HARBI1
Exons: 6
Coding region: 100-1599 (499 amino acids)
Source: RefSeq, a predicted model, not a curated record